UCCCUCCUCCUCAUUUCAAUGUAAGAUGGUGGUGAGAAGCUGCUGUCUAAAGAAACACUUAGAUUGAAAAAGAAAACGUCGAGCCAACAGUUUAAAAGCAGAGCUGAGCAGGUCAGCGUUUGAAAGUGUAGGCUGGAGGGAAUCCGAGCUGCUCAGAGGCUUUAACUUCCGCCCCAAACAAAUCUUUUCGCGAAUAUCUCUGGAGUGGAAUUCCCUGCAUUUGGAAAGCUAAACUCCUGUUUUGGUUAAUUGCUGUGGUCGGAGACUCUACUGUACCAGUGCAAUAGGAUGUCCCGUAGUCCCGAGCUGAAGGAAGACCCUAUGGAGUGUCCUCUGUGCAUGGAACCGCUCGAGAUUGACGACGUCAACUUCUUCCCAUGCACCUGCGGCUACCAAAUCUGCCGUUUCUGCUGGCACCGCAUUCGGACAGACGAGAAUGGCCUCUGCCCAGCCUGUAGAAAGCCAUACCCGGAAGACCCGGCUGUAUACAAGCCCCUGUCACAGGAGGAGAUCCAGAGGAUAAAGAACGAAAAGAAGCAGAAGCAGAAUGAGAAGAAGCAGAAGGUGACUGAGAACCGUAAGCACUUGGCUAGUGUCCGUGUGGUGCAGCGGAAUCUAGUGUUUGUGGUGGGACUCUCGCAGAGGCUCGCGGACCCGGAGGUCCUUAAGAGGCCAGAGUAUUUUGGAAAGUUUGGCAAAAUACAUAAAGUGGUCAUCAACAAUAGCACGUCAUAUGCAGGCUCACAGGGUCCUAGUGCCAGUGCCUAUGUUACUUAUGUCCGCUCAGAGGAUGCCCUGAGAGCAAUACAGUGUGUUAACAAUGUGGUAGUCGAUGGUAGAACACUUAAGGCUUCUUUAGGUACAACAAAGUACUGCAGCUAUUUUCUGAAAAGCAUGCAGUGCCCCAAGCCUGACUGUAUGUAUCUACAUGAACUGGGAGAUGAGGCAGCUAGUUUUACUAAAGAGGAAAUGCAGGCUGGGAAACACCAGGAAUAUGAGCAGAAACUACUCCAAGAUCUUUACAAAAUGAAUCCCAACUUUCUCCAAUCUUCAACAUGUGGAGGGGAGAAGAUGAAAAACAAAGCAAACGCUACGCAAAGACCAAACAGUAGCAAUAAAGAGGGCUGGCCCUUGUUACAGGGCUAUGGUAAACUAGUUAAUGGUUUACCUACAGAACAUCGUAAGUCCCCACCUCUUUUAGACUGUCUGACAGACUCGGAUCACCUGACCCCAGAUGAACCAGACCCUGAACUAGGAGCAGAUCAGAGCACAGGCCUCUCGCCCUUCCCCUCAGCCUUAGAGCCCACCAGUCCUGUUGAUAAACCAACAGAACCUGUAAGUAUAGGGAAUGGAGAGAAUAUACCACAGGUCCCAAGCAGUGACUCACCCUCUCCUCCUCCCGGGCUAUCUAAGCCAAGCCUUGUGGUGCCCAUCAGUGUCGCUGACUUGACAGCUCGCUCCCCUUUCGAAGGGGCAGCCGCCGAGUCUCAGUCCCUCUUUUCGGACAACAGUAACUUCAGACACCCCAACCCCAUCCCCAACAGUCUGCCGUCCUUCCCCAACUCCCCGCAGGGGGGCUCUGAUUGGCCUAUGACCCCUGAACCACAGAGCCUCUUUGCCUCAGACACCAUCCCUGUCUCCUCAUCCACUGACUGGCAGGCAGCCUUCGGUUUCGGCUCUUCGGCCAAGCAGCAGCAGGACGACGACCUGGGCUUUGAUCCCUUCGACGUGACGAGGAAAGCCCUGGCUGACCUCAUUGAGAAGGAGCUGUCGGUUCAGGAAGCUUCACCUCGGUCCCCCACUCUCCCGCUCCACCAGCCCAGCCUUCCCAACGGUCAACAGCGUUUCCCCCAGCUACAGCAUCGAGGCCUCUACAAUUCCUUCAGCUUGCCCCCACACACAGCCUCACGCCAUCCUUGGCUGGGCAUCCCCACCCGCAAUAACCUAACACACUUGAACCAUGCGACCAGCGCAGCUGCUGCACAUAGUCACUUCCUAGACGUCACCGGCCCUCCCCAGCACCACAACACAGGCCUUGGGGGAAUACCUAUAUCAGAAAACAACAGCUCAGUGGAAAGCAUAAAUGUGAAAGAAUGGCAGGAUGGCCUGAGAGCACUCUUACCGAAUAUCAAUAUCAACUUUGGAGGCCUCCCAAACUCUACCUCCUCUUCGUCCUCUUCAUCCUCCACUUCCAGCGUGAACCACAUUGGGGCGCCAACUGGGUCAGGAGGGGUCUCGCACAGCCUCAGUUGGGACGGCACGGCCAGCUGGAUGGACCCUGCCAUCAUUACCGGUAUCCCUGCAUCCACGGGUAGCAGUUUGGACUGUCUCCAGGAUGACAACCCACCACACUGGCUCAAGUCUUUGCAGACGCUGACAGAGAUGGAUGGGCCGGGCGGCUCGGUGGCUGCACCCCAGCCCCAGCACACAGGCUUGCUGGAUGCGGCGGCCCACCUUUCGCUGCACAGAGCCGGCUGGGCACCCUACCUCCCCACUCCCACACUUGCCCCCAGCCAGUUCCACUCUCCACCACCAGGCUUCCAGACAGCCUUCAGACCUCCAGCGCAGACCGCUACAGACAUCCUACAGAGCGCCGGCAUGGACCGCCACUAGGGACAGACUCCCCAUCCCUCCAUCCCUCUUAACUUAACUGUAACGAUGCGUGAGGCUGCAGAAUAUCCUGAUCAUUAAUAACAUAACAUAAGCUCUUAUUCAUCUGCCCCCUCUCCUUCCCCUGUUCCCCAACAACCACCCCUUCUUACAGCAUUCAUUUGUCUGUUUCUUUGAGACUCACUUUAUUCGCCGCAUAGUGCGUGGAAGGGCACACAGAGCAGGAAUAGUGAGGGUGAUAUUUAUGCUGGCUAUGCAUAAAAAGGCCCCAAACAUAUAUGGUUCUGGAAAAAAUUAUCAUCAUUCAUGCAUAAGCAUUUGAGAAAGGGUGAACACACAAAAUGGGCAUGCACACAGCUAAUAAUGGUUAAAAAGAAUGAGAGUAGUGUUGAUGUGUCUCACUCGCCAUACAUCUGUCCAUCCUUGGUUCCCAUUCUAAUACUGUGAAUGUGUUGGUCUACUUAAUGAGAACCAUUCUGUGAAAUCCAGUGGUUCAUUUCAGAGGAGUCAGUGCAGUGUACUAGUGUCUUGCCUCAGAAGUCUAUGGUGCAAAUCUACGCAUAAGACUUGAUGACCUAAUGGUGCAUAUAUAGAGGCCCCCAGUCUCCUGGGGGUGCCAAAGGCCCCCACCCAGCAGGGGGGAGUCACUGCUGUACCUCUGUAUCAGAGGAUGGAGCGCUGCCCCACUGAUGGCUGGGGGCUUUGGGUCCUGACUCAUAUUUUACUCACUAGUAAGCGAUCGGUGGAGGGUUUGAGAUGCCACCAUGUGGUACUUGGUCACUCCAUUCCUAGUGAGAGAAGGAUUGAGACUGCACAGCACGUUCGUCAAAGCCACCAGUCUUAAGUAUCGGUGAUACAGGUUUGGGUAGCCAAGGAAGGAUGAGAAAAAAGAUGGUGCAGUAGAUGAGAUUGUUGAUAACUGUUACUAUAGGUAAGGACUGCUUGUGACAGUAACACAGUAACUUCUGGCCAUUUCACAGCCUUCAAAUCAUUUCUCCUUUUCCUUUCUCUCUAUUGUGUGGCCCAUACUAAACAGUAUUUAUCACACAUUCAUUCUUUCAGGAAAAAAAAUCAAUAUAGUCCAACCUUUUGGUUUUAACAUGCUGCUGAGAUAACACAUUUAAUAAAAAGUGAAGAGCUAAAAGAAGAUAAAUAUUUGACUCCUUUUCUGCAGGUCUGGAACAACAAAAUCCUAAAUAAAAUUGAGUACUCAGUG
This is a messenger RNA of Colossoma macropomum (tambaqui), 3826 nucleotides long. RefSeq names its product CCR4-NOT transcription complex, subunit 4a (gene cnot4a). Gene Ontology annotation, biological process: protein ubiquitination. The coding region runs from base 289 to 2613 and encodes 774 amino acids. Gene Ontology annotation, cellular component: CCR4-NOT complex. Gene Ontology annotation, molecular function: ubiquitin-protein transferase activity; metal ion binding; RNA binding. The record is from RefSeq and is a predicted model, not a curated record. The transcript is spliced from 13 exons. NCBI's taxonomy places the organism in Eukaryota, Metazoa, Chordata, Actinopteri, Characiformes, Serrasalmidae.